Sphaerodactylus townsendi is the source of this 2518-nucleotide messenger RNA. It is a transcript of the gene PCCB, whose product is annotated as propionyl-CoA carboxylase subunit beta. The record is from RefSeq and is a predicted model, not a curated record. Gene Ontology annotation, molecular function: propionyl-CoA carboxylase activity. Gene Ontology annotation, cellular component: mitochondrion. The coding region runs from base 14 to 1645 and encodes 543 amino acids. Lineage: Eukaryota; Metazoa; Chordata; Lepidosauria; Squamata; Sphaerodactylidae. The transcript is spliced from 15 exons.
AGGCCGCGCGCGCAUGCGUCCUUGCAGUCCAGUGAUGGCGGGUGCAGGGAUCUUGCCUUUUCGGCUCUGUAGGGUGACACCGAGACUUUCUCGCUUCUUCAGCAGGAGCAGCCCCGCGGGCCGAGCGCUCUCCGUGCCCGAGCGCAUCGAGAAGAAGCGUCAGGCAGCGCUGCUCGGGGGCGGCCAGGCCCGUAUAGAUGCACAGCAUCGGCGGGGAAAGCUGACAGCCAGGGAGCGCAUUCUGCUCUUAUUGGAUCCUGACAGUUUUGUAGAGUAUGACAUGUUUGUGGAACAUAGAUGUGCAGACUUUGGAAUGGAGGCUGAAAAAAACAAGUACCCUGGAGAUAGUGUUGUAACAGGCCAGGGCAGAAUCAAUGGGAGACUGGCUUAUGUCUUCAGUCAGGAUUUCACUGUGUUUGGAGGCAGUUUGUCUGGAGCUCACGCUCAAAAGGUUUGCAAGAUCAUGGAUCAGGCUGUUAUGGUUGGUGCUCCUGUGAUUGGACUGAACGAUUCAGGAGGGGCCCGUAUCCAAGAAGGGGUAGAGUCACUGGCUGGUUAUGCUGAUAUUUUUUUGAGAAACGUUUUAUGUUCUGGGGUAGUUCCGCAGAUUUCUCUUAUCAUGGGCCCUUGUGCAGGAGGUGCUGUCUAUUCUCCUGCUUUAACAGAUUUCACAUUCAUGGUAAAGGAUACGUCUUACCUGUUCAUAACUGGUCCUGAUGUAGUCAAAUCAGUAACCAAUGAAGAUGUUACUCAGGAGCAACUGGGAGGUGCAAAAACACAUACAUCCGUGUCAGGCGUUGCACACCGUGCCUUUGAGAAUGACAUAGAUGCUUUACUCAAUCUCAGAGAGUUUUUUAAUUAUCUACCUCUUAGUAACAAAGAUCCAGCUCCAGUCCGUGAAUGCCAUGACUCUUGCAACCGAUUGGUUCCUGAGUUGGAUGCGAUUGUUCCAAUGGAAUCUACUAAAGCUUAUGACAUGGUGGAUAUUGUACAAGCGAUUGUUGAUGAGGGAGAAUUCUUUGAGAUCAUGCCCUCCUAUGCCAAGAACAUCAUAGUUGGCUUUGCAAGAAUGAAUGGAAGAACUGUUGGCAUAGUUGGCAACCAACCUAGAGUGGCAUCAGGCUGCCUGGAUAUAAAUUCUUCUGUGAAGGGAGCUCGUUUUGUCCGAUUUUGUGAUGCUUUCAACAUACCUCUGAUAACUUUUGUGGAUGUGCCUGGAUUUUUACCAGGCACAGCUCAAGAAUAUGGUGGAAUCAUACGGCAUGGGGCAAAACUCCUCUUUGCUUUUGCAGAAGCAACAGUGCCAAAAAUUACCAUUAUAACACGAAAGGCUUACGGUGGGGCCUAUGAUGUGAUGAGUUCAAAGCACUUAAGAGGAGAUGCAAAUUAUGCCUGGCCAACAGCAGAGGUAGCAGUGAUGGGGGCCAAGGGAGCUGUCCAGAUCAUUUUCAGAGGAAAGGAGAAAAAUGCUGAAACAGAAUAUGUGGAAAAGUUUGCAAAUCCUUUCCCUGCAGCAACCAAAGGUUUUGUUGAUGACAUUAUCCAGCCCUCCACUACUCGCCUUCGCAUCUGCCGUGAUUUAGAAGUGCUGGCAAGCAAGAAGCAAUCCAACCCUUGGAAGAAGCAUGCUAACAUCCCACUUUGAAUUUAUUCACCCUUCUCAGGCUAUCGGAAAAGAUUAGUGGCGCCUGCUAGGUAUACGUGUAAUUUCAGAUCCUCUGAAAUUUUCACAAUCUUGCGUAACACUUAGGGGUACUUUGAAAUAUAAAACUUGUGGAAGUUGCCUCUUGAGGCUAAGGUUAGGAUAUCCUGUCAUUUUGAUUUCUGAGAGUACUACAGAUUUGCAGAUGUAAAAUCAGCACUUUACAAGUUAACACAGAGAUAAAAGAUUUUAAAAUAAAGUAUGGGGAGAUUGUAACACAAUAAUGUAAUUUACAGGGCAUGAUAGCUGUAAAAGAGAAUAUGAUCAUUAGAGCUGUAUUUGUUACAAGGCAUUGUUCUGGCUGAUAGUUGUCAAUAUGGAUAACAGCUGAGAGGCUUAUGAUGCUAUCUAUAUACCCGUGUGCAAUUACAGUGAAGCCAUACUGUCCAGUCACUCUCAGUAUAGCUUUGUCAGGCUGCUGGCCUCCUUGCUGUUUCAGGGCUUCUAGCUGAGGUGGCUCUGUGCUCCUGCCUUAUUUAAAAAUGUAACAGGUCAAGGGCAACCUGUUCUGGCAAAAUGUACAUUAAUAUUGGUCUGAAAACAGUCUAUUAUUACCCAAAGUAUUCCUUAAAUUACCAUGGCUGCAGUUCUCCAUUUCAUUUUGUCAUUUCAAUUUCUAUACUCCCAGGUUUCUUACAAAAGCAGGCAGAACAAAUACCAGUCAAGUCAUAUAGAUUUGUUAAAAGUGGAGAGUGUGAAAAGACUUUUUACAAAAUUGAUAAAGUAGAGAAUUUUCCCAGGAUUCUUCUGCAAUCAUUUGUAUUUGAUACUGAACUUCCAACAAUUUAGAUAAUUAAAGAUAUAUAAAUAACCUUA